Molecule: messenger RNA, 1306 nt
Organism: Brachypodium distachyon (stiff brome)
Lineage: Eukaryota; Viridiplantae; Streptophyta; Magnoliopsida; Poales; Poaceae
Product: glutaredoxin-C9
Exons: 1
Coding region: 539-976 (145 amino acids)
Source: RefSeq, a predicted model, not a curated record
UGCAUCUUUCGGCCAGCAUUCCUUUCCUUUCCCCCCUUCUCCUCCAUCCUCUAGGCCACAAAAGCUAGGUAGCAACCGCAUGCCUACGCUCGCAACAGUCACUUUAACUUCCUCCUCCUCCAACUCGCUAGCUUUUACUCUCACUCAUCCUCACUCUGUGACCUCUCUUGUGCAAGGGAGGUAGGGGUGGAACAGAGUACUGGGCUACUGGGUGGUCAGAGCAUGCCGGGUUCGUUCCGGAUGGAUCGAUCAGCUCUGGCGACCGCCUCUGCAAAAAGCGAUCCAUGUCCCUUUGACUCCCCUUUCUUUCCCCAGCUCUUCCAUUACAUUGAUCCCCUCUCUCCCUACACACACCUCGCAUUGUUCCUUCCUUCCUUCAUCCUCGGCUAUAUAAGCUCACCUCCCUUCUCUCCCCGUUAUCCUCAUCUAGCUUGAUCCCCUGCAUUUUGCUUACCAAGAAAGAAACAAUUUUGCACUAGCUAGGCACCACAAGGCACCAGUCCACUAGCUAGAUAGAAGCAGCAGGAGGAAGAAGAAGAUGAUGAGGAUGCAGCAGCAGCAGGUGGUGGCGGUGGAGGGCGGCGUCGUCGUCUCCAAUGGCGGCGGCAUGGAGUCGCCGGACGACUCCUCCUCGUCGUCGGCAAUCGUGUACGAGCGUGUGGCGGCGAUGGCGUCGGGGAGCGCGGUGGUGGUGUUCAGCGCGAGUGGGUGCUGCAUGUGCCACGUGGUGAAGCGCCUCCUGCUGGGGCUCGGGGUGGGGCCGGCCGUGUACGAGCUCGACCAGCUCGGCGGCGCCGGGCGGGAGAUCCAGGCGGCGCUGGCGCAGCUGCUGCCGGGCAGCAGCAAUGGCGGGGCGGUGGUGCCGGUGGUGUUUGUCGGGGGGAGGCUGCUGGGCGGGGUGGACAAGGUCAUGGCCUGCCACAUCAAUGGCUCCCUCGUCCCGCUCCUCAAGGACGCCGGCGCGCUCUGGCUCUGAACCACGAGAGCUUGCCUUUUCUCUCUCGCCGGAGCUGGAGAUGAUGAUCGAUCGAUCGAGAAGAUUCAAGGCCGGCCCCGAGAUUCUUCAUUCGGCGGCGGCGGCCAAGUGUGCCUUAGCUGUGUUUUCGUUUUCUUUUCCUUUACUUUGUGUUGUGUCAUGUGUGAUCGAUGGAGCUUGGCGUCCAUGAUGAUGACGAUGAGAUGUCUGUCUGCGUGUGUGUGUGUGUGUGUGUUAAGCUCUAGUAGCUGGCUAGUGAGAGACGAUGCCUGUGUAGAUAUAAUUAACAAGCAAGCAAAGCUUAAUUUAUCUAGCCCUUCGUGUUGCUUC